UUGGCCGGGCUGUGAAUUUUUAGAGUGCCGAUGUAAGAGGCACAUUGCAGCAAGCUUACAGGCAACGAUGGUUCUCCUCACCACUAAGAUCAUGCAAAGGACGGCAGUCUUUGUAACCUUCGGGGGGCUGGUGACCUCCUUGAUCACCACUUUCCUUCCGCUGUGGAAGACGAUGAAUUCGGACUUGAACGAAGUGGAAAACUGGUAUUCGGGACUGUGGCACAUGUGCCUGUACACGGAGGAGGUCGGGUUCCAGUGUAAGGCCUACGACUCCUUACUGGGACUUCCUGUGGACUUGCAGAUUUCUAGGGUGCUCAUGUUGGUGUCGGUAUGCACCGGCGGUCUGGCUCUGCUGGUCGCCGUGCCGGGACUGGACGGGGUUCACGUGUGUUUGGACCGGUGUGGAGAGAGGAGAAGGUUCCUGAUCCUGUGUGGGGUGCUCUCCUGGGUGUCGGGGCUCAGCACACUGGCUCCGGUGUCCAUCGUGGCGUACACCACCGUGGUGGAGUUCUGGGAUAAAGGUUUGCCCGACGUGAUGCCGCGCUGGGAGUACGGAGAGGCCAUGUUCUCCGGAUGGUUUGGAGGUUUGGCGUUGCUCACUGGGGGGACUUUGUUCUUUGUUGCCGUGUGCAUGGCCGACUAUGACCUGCGGACGCCAAGUGUGACCAACAGUCCACAUGUGAUGCACAGGGCACAGCAAUACCGCAAGACUGAGGUUUUGUAAAAAAAAAAAAGGAAUUGUUAUUAUACAGUAUACAUAUUUACCCCAUUUAAAAAAAAAAAAAAAUAUAUAUAUUUUUGCCAAAGUAAAGAAAAUUGCAUUUUAUAGGCUCGUGAACUUGUGGACAAGGCAGAUACAAUCUGGUUAUGUAUGAAGCAUUCUCAUAUCGGUAAUUCUAUUGAGAAAGAAGUGAAGUCACUUGUUUGAGUUGUUUUUUGUUUUUUUGUUCAUUUGUAAGUCAUUGGAGGAAGUUCAUGUAACAAAGUAAUGGAUUUUGAAAAAAAAGUGUCUAUUCAGACUGAUUCAUCCAAAUGUCAUCACACAAUUUUAAUCAUGGAGUUUUCAUUUUCACAGCAACCCUUUGAAAAGGUUAUCAGUCUUCUGGCAAAUUGAAGCAUUUUAAUCAAACACCAUUAAUCUCCACUGGCUUUUAUUGAUUUAUAUGAUCAUUAAUCACAGGAAAAGAGAACACAUAAACAUGAUUAGUGCUGUGUGAUUUGUUGAAAUCCAACCAGUAGAAACAUACAAAUUGAGAGAUUAAUAUGGAAUGUGGUUACAGACAUAAUGACAUCAAUGAGUGCCGUGUAGCAGCUCGUGUAUUUUGGGUUUUGUUUUGUUUUUAUUUAGUUAAAUAGGUGUUGAAUUUCUACAGCUGAUUGUGUACCGGGGGCAUCGAUGCAAAAUACUUUAUUGGGAUGACGAUAAUUCACCAAAUGUCACAUGGCGACUUGCUGAUCUCUGACUGACUGGAUUUCAAUCUUCCGUCCUCGUUUCUUGAAUGCCGAAACUCUCAGGAUCCAUCCAAGCUUGUUGCAGCCGAUGCUGCACGUAGUUUACAUAUUUUCUUCCCUCUAACCAAUCUCGAUGUCUCCUUUUGGAUGAUGCACCAUAAUUGAAUUAAAGUGGCUGCCUGAGCACUGAGACGUUGUCUUGCUGCACCCUCAUCAUCAUCAUCGUCAUCAUCACCUGUGAGAAAAGAAUCUGCAUUAAAUCAGUCAGUGACCUUGUCUCAGAGGUUAUUACACAGUGUUCCAAAUGAUUACGGUUGCGUUUUUUUCUACACUGUCCAAAGUAGUCUACGUGAUUUACACUUAAAGGUCCCCUUCCAUCGUUCUUUUUUUGUUCAAUUUUGAUCAUUUUUUUUGUUUGUUUGCAUGAUACUUUUAGUGGGAAGUUCCCAAAAUGUCCUUUUUCGAGCUAUUCUAGUUGACCUUUUCUGCCUGGCAUUUGAGACAGCAAAUGUACGUAAAUGAGAUUUGCUCUGAUUGGAUCGUUCAUCUUCCCCAAUUCUAAAUAUGCAAAAGCGCUUGGCUCUGAUUGGUCCGUAUCAAAGCGUGUACGUGGGGUGGGUGGCCAUGCAUUCGUAGAGAGUUUGCUCACGGGAGUUACUUAUAUACACUGAAUGUACUUGUUAAAUCUGUCAGUAUGACGUGGUAGUAGUAUGUCUUUAAAAUGAUUUCCACUGGAGGGGGGGGUUAAUCUUUUCCAUCUGAAGGCGAGGCUGAGAGGGUCUGCGAGGAAAAAGCCAGCAGAAAAAGAGAGCGUGUGUGUGUGUGUUUGGGAAUGAGGGGAGUGGAGUGAGGCGGAGGGCACGGUGAGAAUUCAUGCUGUGUUAGCAUCCCCUCAGCAACUCCAUCAAUACUGCACACAGCUAAGAAACCGGCAAAGGUCUUUUGUGCUGCAUUCGCGGGCUCGGCCAGCGAGAGAGAGCAACUCCCACGACCGGUCGGCUCAGUCUGCUGCUGCUGGAGGGGGCACACACACACACACACACACACACGCACACGCACGUAUCAGAGCCAGUGCUGCAUCAAGAGGGAGCGAGGAGGGACACAAGGACUGGGAAUACUUGAGUGGAGACGAAGCAGCCCCACAGAGGAACUGGAUUGUUGGGGGACUGCUGCCAAUAUGUUAGAGUGCUCUGCACUGCACCUGUCCAUGCACCUGCUCCAUGGCCACAGCUCUCUCUGGUAAGCUGCUUGACACCACCGUCUACAGUUUUUAAUCAUAAAAUUACUGAAUAACAGGAUGUGAGAUGAGCAAAUUAAGCAUGGGAGAGUGAUUGUUUCAGAGAUAGUAACACUUUCAAAUGCUGGAGAACUUGUUUUUUUUUGUGUGUGUGUGCGCGCGCGUGUGUGUUAUGGAGGCAGAAACGGGGGCUCGAAAUGUCAUAUUUUACAUUUCCAUUACGUCACACUAAGUUUAUCAGGUAAAGUUGUUGAAGUUCAGAAUCGGGAUGUCGGGGAGAAAAAGAUGACAUCGUGACACUAUGUGGCAUGUACUUUGUAAUAAGUUCAACGAUGAUAGUUGUUUUUAAUUCAACAUUUAAGUGUUAUCCUCUGGUUUACUGUUCCUUGUUAAAGUGUUAUAUCUCUCUAUUGUGAAGUGUUUUACAAUGAUUUAAAAAAAUAUAUAUAUAUUUUUCUUUUAAGCCAUUCGGUGUAUUCUUUUGUUUUGGAGCAACUAGCAAUUAUUGCUCUGAAGUUGUGGUGUGUAAUUGACAAAAUUGCAGUUAAUGUGCAGUUGUUGCAUCAUACAUUUUUUGUACAUCACCCCAAAUAAAUCAUCAAUGCAAUACCUGCUCUUUCAUAUCAUGUUUGUUGACACGACUCACUUGUGUGGUG
Molecule: messenger RNA, 3345 nt
Organism: Phycodurus eques (leafy seadragon)
Lineage: Eukaryota; Metazoa; Chordata; Actinopteri; Syngnathiformes; Syngnathidae
Gene: cldn26
Product: claudin 26
Exons: 1
Coding region: 68-724 (218 amino acids)
Biological process (GO): cell adhesion; bicellular tight junction assembly
Cellular component (GO): bicellular tight junction; plasma membrane
Molecular function (GO): structural molecule activity
Source: RefSeq, a predicted model, not a curated record